GUUUCAUGCUGCAAUACAGAACCAGCCCCUAAGCUAGAGAGAAAGGAAAGGUGCAAAGCUGGCGGGAUAGGGGAUUUCUUAACAGGAACUGCAAAGAAGACUUGUUCCAGCAGCAAAUGAGAAAAAAAUAGAGGGAAACACAGUAAAAGGGAAAGGGCUAAACUUAGCUUUGCUGUAAGCAGAGCUAGCUAAGCUAAUCACAGUGAAAGUUCAUUUUAGUUAGAGAAGGAUGAGAUGUGCUGCUGCUGCUGCCAUCUGUGACUUGUGGUGCCUGGUUUAGCUGGCUAGCUCAGCCUACUCUAACAAGCUGCUGUUAGCUUCUGUGGACAGAGAAGGCCCUGGGUCAGUCGAGCUCUCUGGAAACUUACAGCCCCUGGAGCCAAGCUCAGGCCACAGCUGAGAAGUUCAGAAGCUCUGAAGAAUCACACAGAUUAAAAAGGGAGCUUGGGGGCUGGUGUCCUCUGCGGAUCAAAGCAGUGUUUUGAGGAGAACCCCAAAGAUGACGAUCCGUAAGAAAUCAGUACAAGAGACAGAGAUUAAUGGGAAGAAAAAGUGGAUAAAGAGGGAACCCGGAGGAGUCCAGCACCCAUCAGUGAAGGUUGACCAUCCUGGAUCCCUGUUCUAGGGACCUCAAGCAAGGAUCCUGACUGAUGCGUGUUUAGUACGACCUGACUUCUUGAGGCAAACAAGCAGUUCUUUGAAGGCCUGUCCCCUCGAAGCAGCACAUAGGGCAAGCUUGGCAACAAAGAGAUAUAUGGGACACACAGACGAUUAAAGACUAGAAAAGACACUCUGCGACAAGUCCCAAGAUUUGCAAAGGAAGAAUUGGAUCAAGCAGCCUGAAGACCAUGGAGGGAGACUGUCUGAGCUGCAUGAAGUACCUGAUGUUUCUUUUCAAUUUCUUUAUAUUUCUGGGAGGAGCGUGCCUGCUGGGAGUUGGGAUCUGGGUCAUUGUGGAUCCAACAGGUUUUCGAGAGAUAGUGGCUGCCAACCCUCUGCUCUUCACCGGAGCGUACAUCAUGCUGGCUAUGGGAGCGAUGCUCUUCCUGCUGGGUUUCCUCGGCUGCUGCGGUGCCAUCCGUGAGAACAAAUGCCUCCUCCUUUUUUUCUUCAUGUUUAUUUUGUUAAUCUUCCUGGCGGAGCUCUCAGCUGCAAUCCUGGCUUUUAUCUUCAGAGAAAAUUUGACGAGAGAGUUUUUCACCAAGGAGCUGAAGAAGCAUUACCUGAGGAACAAUGACACGGAUGUCUUCUCUGCCACCUGGAACUCUGUUAUGAUCACGUUUGCCUGCUGUGGAGUGAAUGGACCAGAAGAUUUUGAAGCUGUUCCCCAUCUUCCAAACUCCUCUUUUGAAGAGGCAACACCAGAGGCUUGUUGCCAGCGAGAACUCCAGAGCCGGGAAGGGAUGUUUGUUAACAAGGAAGCCUGCCUCACAGGCAUCGAGAGAUUUCAGAACCGACAGGGCUGCUACACCGUGAUCCUGAACUCCUUUGAGACCUACGUGUACCUUGCAGGAGCCCUUGCCAUCGGCGUGUUGGCCAUCGAGCUGUUCGCCAUGGUCUUUGCCAUGUGUCUCUUCCGAGGGAUCCAGUAAGAGGCGGCCUGUGAACCAACACAUUCCCCACAUGCUCAGAAGAAAGAAGGAAAAUCAGAAGAAACAAAAACCUGAAAACAUCCAAAAAACUUUAUUUUUUUUAACAAAACGGGGUAGGGGGGAAAAAAGGAAAAAAAAAAAAAAAGAGGGUUGUAAUAUAUGAAUGACCAAAAGGAUUGUACUUCAGGGGCUGGAACUUUGAGGUGAUGUGCACUACACUGUACACCAGACCCUUGCCCAGAGCCACCCGCAGCAGCCGUGGAGCAAGAGCCCAGUGCAGCUGAUUGCACUAACGAAGGACAGAGCCUGCAGAGGGGAGCGGGAGGAGGAGCACGACUGCCUCUCCCGCUUGUCAGCGCAAGGCUGUGCCUGCUGUUUGCAACUUUAUCAUGCUUUAGACACAAAGGACUGAAGAACAGCAACGCAGGGGCUGGAUAAGGCAGCAGGUUGGCCGAAGUCUGUGACUGCCCAGGUGGGUUUGAAAACAAGUGGUGGUGGUGGCGGCUCCUCUAAGAAACAGGCAGUUGUUGCUUGCACGAUUCUGGUUUUAAUUCCCAGCCACAAAAUGAAAACACACAUGCUUCAGUGGAAGCUUUGCCCCUAUCACCUGAAACUUGUCAGAGAAGUCAAACACUUCAGUGAGUCUGGCUUUUCUCUAGAGCCUCGAGCAGGGGCACAGUGGUCUCGCGUAGAAAUGGGACUUGUCUAAGGCUGGCUGAUGGUCAAGAAUUUGGUGCCUACCUUUCCGUUUUUAGAUUUACUGUUCGUUGUUGUGAAAAACAGAGCAAGUGGUUACCUGCUGUGUUCCCAUCCCCUGGGAAAACUGGUGGCUCUCGUCAAGAGUAGCUGAUACUGAUGCCUUCCUGAGAAGGGGAGGAAAUAGCGUUUAAACCUUGUCAGCCUUUGCCUUUCACUUUGUACUUGCAAAAAAAUAGUUCGUGGUGCUGUUAGCAUAGAUACAGUGCAGUGGACUCCUACAUGCUUUCCUGCCCCAAGGGGAGUUCCAGGCACGGUGCUGGAUGGGAGAGGCUGAGGUUUGUCAGCCACUCCCCUGCUGCUUGCCUUAAAUCGCCUUGGGGCGUCAUUUCUGCUCAGGGGAUUUCCCCUGAGGUUUUCCCAUGGGCUCACAACGAAAGCAUCAAGUCAGAGUUGUUUUAGCCUGUGUGUUAGUCGAGAGCAUUUCCUCACUUGAGAAAGUUGUUAUCUACCGAUUUGCUUGGAAGUGAACUUGAGAAACGUGCCUGGGAGUGCGCAUUGGUGGUCAGAGGCUGAGGUGGUGCUGAGGCCCCAGACUGUCUCUGAGAGCACUCUGUGCGGCCGAACCGCUCCGGCUGCUUCUCUGCUGUUGGUGACUGCUGACCCAAACAGGUCACGGCUUCCUCUCUUCUGGAAGCCUCAGCCCCUGUUGGCUUCGUUACUCAAGAGCUCGCUCCCUGACCUCAAACUCUUUGGUCCCCCCCCGAAGCACAGCGAGGCUGUUUUCUUGUUUAGCUGGGGCCUUUUCACAGUCGCAGAUUGAGGAGUGCUUUUAGAGUUAAACCAGCCCCUCUGAGAGCUGUAACCACUGGCGAGGGUUACGGAGGGGGAAGGCAGCAGGGCUCCGCGUCCUUGGAGCCCUCCCAGGGGCACCGUGCCGAUACACGUGCAGAGGCGGCAAGGCAGGGUGGCAAGCAGCUGAAAGACUGGUCCGUAGUAAACAAAGCUCCUGGCUAAAUAUCCAGGUUGGGGAAUCGGGGGUACGAAGGAAGAGGAAGGAGGCGUGAGAGCUUUUCUAGGCUUCAUUUGAGAACAACAAUUUGCUCAGCAGCAGGAGAGGGCCCGGGCAGGAAGAGCAGCAGCCCCCCUGCACUGCCAUGAGUAUAUUGCAGCAACGGAGUGAGGCCAGGAAUGCUGAGUGGCCUCAGAUGUUGCAUUAAACCUCGCGGAAAGCUUUUCUGAACGAUUUCCCUCUGGACCUGUUUUUAAUGAUGCAUUUUAGCAUUAAAUUCUGGUCUGUUGUUUAAUGAAGGAAAACAAUUUUGCUAGCCAAAAAGCAGCAGUGUUUGUACCUGACAGCAGGUGCUGCUCUUAAGAUAGGGAAAAUCUGUUGCAUAUAGUGAUCUUACAGGGAAUGGGCCGCCAGGCGAGCCAAACUUGAACAGAGGAAAGCUUAGCUGUUCUGCUUCUGCCUCAGGAGCUAGUCAGUGAUUGUUCUGGUAGAGCAAUUCACAAAGGGGGAACAAAACCGUGAGCAGAGCUAGUAACUUGGAUGGAGGUGAGCAAGAAAAGCAAAAAUUGCCGCCCCAUCACCCCUCCAGUUUGUUUUUGUGUUUUUCCUUUGAGCUUGUUUUGAGAAGUACUGGCUGUCUCAGGGCAGAGCCUGGAAGGAGAACACUGCGAUUUAUGCAGGGUGGGGGUUUGAAGUUAAAAAAACAAAAUCAACACCCUUUUUUUCAAGACCUUUUCUUCAUAUGGGGGAUUAACUCUCAGAGCAGCCAGUGCACUAAGGCAUAAAUAUACGAGACUGAGGUAGGAUUGCUGCAAGCUUAUUUCUCCUUGGCUUUCCUAAUUCUAUACUAUUUCCUCUGUUUUUUAGCUCUUUCACAUCCCCUCUCUCCCUAAGGGCUGUCCCUCUGUCUUCAAAAGAUCCUUCGUUCUUCUACUGUUCUGGCCUUUGCACAGUUGUUUCCCCUCUCUUACCUUGUCUGGUCCCCCUUCUGCUCUUUUCUGGAUGAAGACUUCAACUCCUCUCUGCAGCUGGCUAGCGUGCCUCUGGGAACACAGCUUGAAACCAAAGCAAAGGCCAGGCAGCGCAUCUUAAACAAGAGGUGGAAAUUGCUGUAAAGAUCCAUGCAAAUCUGAGAGGCCCUGUGGAAGUAGGUAACGGGCGGGAGGAAUUUCUCCCAGGGGAAUUUAAUGAACAAGCAAGCCCAGAAACCAGACUCCUGUUGUACGGCAAAGCAUGUAAAUUAGUUGGUUUUGUCCAGUGGUUACGUGGCUGCCCCCUCUGUUGUACAGUAGCUUUUUCUCUUUUCAGAGCAGUAGGCAGGAGAAACAACUGUAUUUUUGUAUUUGUUUUUAACAGCUAUUGGUGAGUUUGUUGGGAGCAGGGGCUCAAGCGAGAGUCACUGCUUGCUGGAGAGCUCUGGGUGGGCCAGGGACCAGAGGGAGCUGCUGGCUCCUUUGCUGUAGCACUGUGACCACAGCCCAUGCACCUUGGAUGUAAUCCGUGGAGAGCAGUCUGUGCCUGCGAGCCCACAGCCCCUCUGCGCGCACCCCUGCCUCCCGGCUGUUAUUUAAUGCUCAAACGACCGUCACAAACGCCUGGGAAAGGGCUGCGUGUGAAAUAAUGAUGUUUGAAAUCUAUUUUAAAAAACUGUAAAUGUUCUUUUUAUUAGAUAGUGGAGCUUAUUUAUCCCGUAUUCCCUACUGUAAUGCU
Molecule: messenger RNA, 5010 nt
Organism: Cygnus atratus (black swan)
Lineage: Eukaryota; Metazoa; Chordata; Aves; Anseriformes; Anatidae
Gene: TSPAN18
Product: tetraspanin 18
Exons: 11
Coding region: 849-1592 (247 amino acids)
Cellular component (GO): membrane
Source: RefSeq, a predicted model, not a curated record